UGCUACGCGAGAUUGCUUGUUGAAUAUGUUUAUUCGGUUGACCCCACCAAAGGCCGUCGACGGCGUUACAUAAAUUGCUAUCGGUUCCGCUCGUUACGCGGAAUUGUUUCUCCUCGAACGUUAAAUCAAACUCCCUCGAGUGGAUUCAAUUUCCGUUCAAGAAAUUUCCUCUCGAAAGAUCGAUGGGCCAGGAUUCAACGUGUCCGUUCCUCGAUGAAGACAAACUGGUGGAAGGAGCUCUGUGUCCCUAUCAAUUUCGUUAAAUUCGCGUACUGCGCGUGGUCAAUGGUGGGAGCUACCACUAUAAAGACAAAGUCGAGGACUGACUUCUUCAGGAUCGUACAAGAACACCAUGGACCGGCUUCGAGGAUUCAACAGCGUAUGGACGAUCCUCUUCAUCUGCAGCUUUUCGCCGCUGACCUGCGGGAAAUUAAUUCUCGAGGACUUUGAGGAGAAGCUAGCAGGGCUCUACAAGGUAGUCGAUUACGUUCAUCGAAGGCCCCACGAAAUGAACGCCGACGUCACUUUCUCCAUCACUAUCGUCGAAGCCAACAUAGCUGCCACGCUACUGCACAAAAACGCACGAUACCUUGGACAGGACCAGUGGAAAACGCUAUCAGAAAUUUUGCAGAUCUGCGACUCGACUCGACGGUACCUGAUCGAUCACGUUAUUCCAGAAACCAAGGACGUUCGACUACUGCACCAAAUGCUGAACAACCCCGCUCUGUGGAUGCGACCGAUAUCCUGGCAAAAUGGCGUCCUGGAGAAGAAGGGUCCAACGCCUGGAUUGACUUACCGAGACGUUCGCGAUCUGAUAAUGCAAGGAACGCCGAAAGAGGAGGAGAGCGAUCGAUGUCUCGGUGAAAUCGUUCGGAAUGAGUUAAAUCCACGCUGCGAAAUCCCCGAAACAUGCGUCGAGAUAUUGAAGAGACGCGACUCCACCAGGGGAUACCCCCUCGCUCACAGGCUGUUGAUCAUUCAAGUCGCCAAAGCGAUGGGAUGCUCACAUGGUAUACCCUCCGAUUUGAGAGUUUCAUAUUGUUCUGCCAUUAUGCAAGAUCUGGUCGACGCCGAGAGGUCUGGAUUCCCUUACACCACGCCAGAUUUAAUGAUGGAACAAGUACUUCUGUGCGGAAUGGAAGGGUUCCUCGAGUUCACUGGCAAACAUUACGAGCGCUUAUUGUUGGACUGGUCGCGUCCCAGCGGUUGCUACAGUUCCUUUGGAUCGAAAGACAAUCCGUCUCGCGUAGUCCGUAGGACCUCGUCGAGAACAGACUUCGGUUGCGACAGCCACGCCACUGGUCUUGCUGCUGCAUCCCUUUCUUUGUUUAUCCGUGAAAAUGUGGAGAACGCGUUCGAGGAAGGUUUACUGUAGUCUCCUUCUGGUUGAAAUAA
This is a messenger RNA of Hylaeus anthracinus, 1395 nucleotides long. RefSeq lists its product as uncharacterized. Gene Ontology annotation, cellular component: membrane; cytosol. The transcript is spliced from 8 exons. NCBI's taxonomy places the organism in Eukaryota, Metazoa, Arthropoda, Insecta, Hymenoptera, Colletidae. Bases 353 to 1375 code for a protein of 340 amino acids. The record is from RefSeq and is a predicted model, not a curated record.